Messenger RNA from Australozyma saopauloensis, 1785 nucleotides. RefSeq names its product Dld1p (gene DLD1). The transcript has a single exon. Gene Ontology annotation, biological process: lactate catabolic process. Gene Ontology annotation, cellular component: mitochondrion. Gene Ontology annotation, molecular function: D-lactate dehydrogenase (cytochrome) activity; FAD binding; D-lactate dehydrogenase (NAD+) activity. Bases 1 to 1785 code for a protein of 594 amino acids. The record is from RefSeq and is a predicted model, not a curated record. NCBI's taxonomy places the organism in Eukaryota, Fungi, Ascomycota, Pichiomycetes, Serinales, Metschnikowiaceae.
AUGUUCUCGCGCACUGCUGCUAGGUGCAGUCGUCGCCUCUCUCUGACCAGAAAAUUUGUCUCGUCAACGAAGAACACCACUGGUGGUGUUUCGUUGGCGUCAAAAACGCUUUUGGUGGUCGCUGGAGUUGGAGCCGGAUUGAUGGCCCAAAAUGUGUUUGGAACGAUCUCCAACGACACAAACAAGCCACAAUUGGAACACUCGUUGGUGAAGAAAGCCGACGAGGAGCCUUCUACCACCCCGUUGUCGACGGUUGAGUUUCCCCGCUACGCUACCGACGCCGAGUUUGCUGAGGCUCUCGAAUUGUUCAAACAGAUUGUUGGUUCCGAAAACAUCACCUCUGAGGAGGCUGUGGUGUUGGAGCACGCAGACUCGUUCUUCAACACUCACCAUCCUCCUAAGCCAGAUGUGCAAAGACCUGCCGUUGUGAUCUCGCCUACCAGCACAAAACAGGUCAGUGAGAUCAUGAAGGUGGCCCACAAAUAUCGUGUUCCUGUUGUGGCUAACUCGGGUCUUACUUCGUUGGAGGGCCAUAACAUGCACACAAGAGGUCCCAACUCUGUGUCUAUUGCCUUUGGUGACUUAAACGACAUCAGGGUCAAUGCAGAUGAUAUGGACGCAGUAGUCCAAGCUGGUGUCGGUUGGAAGGAGUUGGACGAGUACUUGUUGGAUAGCGAGGAGGCUAGUCAUUUGAUGUUUGGCCCAGAUCCAGGCAUUGGAGCCACCAUUGGUGGUAUGGUGGGAACCUCAGCAUCUGGAACAAACGCCUUCCGUUACGGAACCAUGAAGGAGAAUGUGCUUAGUUUGACGGUAGUCUUGGCUGAUGGAACCGUUGUGAAAACGAGACAAAGACCACGCAAGUCGGCUGCGGGCUAUGACCUCACACGGUUGUUCAUCGGCUCUGAGGGAACUUUGGGAAUUGUGACCGAAAUCGUGGUCAAAUUGCAACCCCGUCCCGCUAAAGAACUCGUGUCCAUUGCUACGUUUCCAACCAUUAAGGAUGCCGCUAGUACUGCCCAACAUAUCAUCUCGCGUUCUGGUAUCCAGCCCAAUGCCGUUGAGCUUGUCAACGAGACGUCGAUGUCGUUUGUGAAUGCCAGUGGUGUCUCUGAGAAAAAGUUUUUGGAGAAGCCCUCAUUGCUCUUAAAGGUGGGCGGGCCCAACGACUCUAUCAUCGCCUCCCAAUUGGAGAUCAUUAAAAAAAUUGCACAGGAACACAAUUCUAUCGAGUUUGAGUCCUCCAAGAGCGAAGAUGAAAACGAGAUCUUGUGGGCUGCCAGAAGAGCUGGUUUGUGGUCUACUUUCGACUACGGUAAGAAGGUUUUGGAAAACAAAGACGACGUGCAAUUGUGGACUACCGAUUUCGCUGUGCCAAUCUCUAAGAUGGCCAACCUUAUUAACGAGACCAAUGACGAUUUGAACCUGCUGGGCUUCCGUGACCGGUUCUCGGUUUUGGGCCAUGUGGGUGAUGGAAACUGCCAUUUCUUGCUCAUUUACAACUCCAAAGACUACUCCAAGACCAAGGAAGUGGUCGACAGAAUGGUCGAGAGAGCCAUUAAAUACGAGGGUACUUGUACCGGAGAGCAUGGUGUUGGUGUUGGAAAGAGGUCCUACUUAGAGCCCGAAUUGGGUAGAACUGCCGUUGAUUUGAUGCGUCACAUAAAGUUUUCCUUAGACCCUCGUGCUAUUCUUAAUCCAGACAAGAUCUUCAAGAUCGAUCCAAAGGAGGAUUUGGACUCCUUGUUGGAUAUGGGCCAUGCUGUUGAGGUGCCCAAGUGUUGCUAG